AGCUGUCAAACUCUCGAAGUGUGAAACCAUCUUUCCAACCUCUGUCUCUGUAUUUACUGAGUAGUUCAGAGUUCAUUUGAAUUUUAGAGACUAGAGAGUUUCAUUAGGUGUUUCUACUGAAAUUCCAUCUUGCUUGAUAUUUUACAGCUUCAGUGUGAUACCCAUUCCAGAAACUCUGCUAGCUAGGGUUCUUCAAGAUAUUGCAGUAAGUGUGGGGAUCAAAGUUAAUUGGUGGCGUUUCAAUUCAGCCUUGGUUGCUAGUGUGGAAUUGCAGUUUUCCCCAUUGAGGUUCUUCUACUAAUGGAAGAACAAAAUGGGCAUGCAGUUAAGAAUGAAUUCCCUUCAUGGGUACCUUCAUCUUCCAAAUUCAUUUGGAGGAUACAAAAUGUUUCUGAAUUUAACCAGGGCAAUCAUUUCUCGCCUACAUUCGCCGUAGGUCCUUGUAAAUGGCAAUUGGCGGCUUUUCGUAAGGGAAGCAAUGUGGAUGAUUACAUAUCGGUCUACGUGGUUGCGGUCGAGUGUACAAAUUCCCGAUAUACAAAAUGUAGUUUGGCUGUUGUUGGUGAUCAAACCAAUAACACAUUCAAAAAAGAAGGCUGGAUGGUCCAUUUCACAAAAGAGGAAAAUAAUUGGGGGUUUGAUGAGUUUAUACGGUUCAACGAACUUACCGACCCUAGCAAUGGGUACAUGGUUAAUGAUGCUUGCACUAUUGAAGUAGAAUUGUGUUCGUUUUCGAAACAAGAUUAUGUUAAGGAGUUGUUGCCCAUGGAAUCCGGCCAUUCUGGUAUGAAGUUUGCACACGAGGAAACCGAGAAUGGAAAGAUGCUAGUGAAGGGAAAUUCUUCAGCUGUUCAAAGGUCUAACUGGGAUAAAAAUGGAGGUGUUCCAGAAUCUUCCGAGUCUAGAAUCGACGGUCAGCCAAUUCCUCAUGUUUCUACUGCAGUUCCUGUUACACCCAAGCCGAGUCCUCUUGUUUCUGCUGCAGUUUCAGUUACACCCAAGACGUUCAAGGAAUCAGAUGGUUACCGGAAGUAUUCCAUUAGUGAAAUUAAAGAGAGGUAUCAUCUUGAUGAAAGAUUCGAGGUGGAGUUCAUCGAAGGAGAAGAUAAGCUGACUGACGCACUUGUCAAGAAUUUUCCUUGCAACAAAGACAACCUAUUGAUUGCGGUCGGUCAGUUGGAGGCGGGUCUACGUUUACCUCUGUACAACCCGGAAAAUCCUUUUUAUUACGAGGUGUUGAGUCAACGUGCUGAUAAGAGGGGCAUUUUUCAGUACAACGGCAAUUUCUUUCGCUUUCUACGGGAAUGCCGCAAACGUAGUAAGGGCUGCACUGGGAUAACAUCUAAAGUUCCGAAGUUUCGUCGCGAGGAUUACACGGCUACCAACUUCAACUGGACUUGGGCUGAUAACACAACGGGGAGGAGCCGGUUUCCUUGGUGUGUCGGCCCUCGCCGCAUCCCAUAUAGCCAGGAUCAGGAUUUCUCCGGUAAAGCCGAGCUCCUUCCUGAGUACAAGAGGAAAAAGCGGUUUGGUAUGGUGCGACUUGAUCAUGACGAAAAGUGGUUCCGCACUCCCUUGCGUAUUAAGGGUCCUUGGGUGAUGGGCUGGUUAACUUCUGGAGAUCCCCGCACCAGCUUUGAGAAAUUCUAUCCUCCUUACGAGCCAUGGACUCUAAACAUGGUUGCUAGUGGUGAAGUGACUUCUGUAACUGUUCCGGAUGAUACUGAUGGGACUGACACAGAUGGUGAUGAUCCCGCUUGGACGACUCCUCUUGUUCAUAUGAAGCGAAAGCCUGCCCCUGGUGACCAGAAUGUUGAGGAUACAAGUGUGAAAAGGUCUUGUCCUGAUAGAUUGGAUGUCCAGUCUUCUAGUAAGGAUUCUGAAGAUCUGGAGAUCCCAAAUGUUGUCGACGCUCCUCUUGUGAACUCAGGUGUUCUUGAUUCUGAAGCCAGGGAUGACUUCUGUUCGACGACCAUGGGUUUAGCCGAGAUAGAGGCUUUCUUUCAGGAAUUUGCUCAGGAGUCUACCUUCUCAUCUGUUGCUAAAUUUUUGGAGCAUUGCCCUAAGUUGUACGACUUGUACCUGCUUUACCGUAACAAAUCCAAGGAUCUUGAGAGGGAGAAGGAUUUGCUGGUGUCAGAGGUUCACGAUCUUAAGUCGCGGAUGCAGGGAUUGGUCACUCGUGAGGAGGCAGAUGCUGCGCUGGCUAAACAAAUUGAAGCCGCUAAUAGUAGUGUCCAAGAGCAUCUGGCCAUUGCGAAUGCUAGGAUUCAAGAGCUGGAAAGCCUAAACCGCGCUCAAUCCCUACAGCUCGCCACUAAAGCGGAGAGGGCCCAGGAAAUUAUCAAGCUGGCUGAGGGAUUAUGAAGCCUGGUGAAAAGUGCAAAACGUUGUUGAGGACCUGAUCUUUUUUUUUUGAGUAACCCCUCCUCUAUCUUGUCCAAAGCAGUCGUCCUUUUGUUAAUCACAUUCGAAAUGAUUUUGGAUGAAAUAUUCCAUAUCUUGUAGGUUCUGAUCUGGUCAGCGUUCAGUUGGGCACCAGGACUUGGGCAUCCUCCCACUUUACUCUGGGGAAUCAACUAAUUAUUUUGCACAAAAUUGGUCAAAAAGACCAAUUGCAACAAAUCCUUGGGUGAAA
This is a messenger RNA of Papaver somniferum (opium poppy), 2638 nucleotides long. RefSeq lists its product as uncharacterized. Gene Ontology annotation, molecular function: protein binding. The transcript is spliced from 12 exons. The coding region runs from base 301 to 2367 and encodes 688 amino acids. Lineage: Eukaryota; Viridiplantae; Streptophyta; Magnoliopsida; Ranunculales; Papaveraceae. The record is from RefSeq and is a predicted model, not a curated record.